CCGUGGCUGUCCCAGUUCCUCGCAGCGGCAUCGCGCGGGUGCGGCGGAACUUUCGACACACACUCGGCCAGCGCGGUGUCCGCAGCGGCCCACGGAGUCGGAAAGCUCGGGCUCGGCCCGCUACGAGACGGCGUACGCGCUAAGCGCUGCCAGGUCGGCAGCAUGGCCUGACUUUGGACCAGUGGUCUGUGAGCGAGUGUCAACCCGUGCUUGACGUCUUCGCCCCAGGACGCCAGCCGCUCGGGUCUCGUCACGCAACCGCCGCGAGGCGCUCGUCCGGCGGCCGCCAUGUCUAGCUCAACGUACGCCUACUACCAGGAGGAGCCGCGGACGCCCAAGCGCUACUUCAACCUGGGCGUGCUGUCCUGCUGCCUCGGCGGACUGCUGUUCAGCGCGGGCAUCAUCCUGGUUGUGCUCGGCUCGUCGCCACAGGAGCCCGAGGCCCUGUGGAUCGCCGGCAUCGUGCUGCUGCUCGCCGGAGGACUGCUCUUCUUCCUCGGCAUCGGCUCCGUGGGCCUCUACCUGGCCAGGGAGGACCGGCGGAAGCGCGAGGCGGCCCGGGCGCGCACGCGGAACUACACCUCCAGCUUGCGCUCCAGCGACAUGGUGCUCGUCGAGUGAAGGGCGACUCGAACUGCAGCGGCCCUUCGGAAGGCCGCGGUUUUGCAUGCUCGCCCAACCGAGGGUGAUGCCAGUCUUGGGAACGGUGGCAGUCUGUUAACGCGCCAGUGUGUGUUGCCGGCUCUCGCAAAGAAGACACUGGGCGGCACACAAACACACUGUCGGAGUUAUCCCGGAAUGCGUCGCGUUUCGACUAUACAGGCCCCGCUGUCAAGCCUAUACGUCCUGUUACAAAAGAAGGAGACCCUGACAUAUAAUGCUGCCAGUUGGCGGAGAAGGCGGCCUAUGGGCAAUUGAGAAAUGUCCAAGAAUCGUAAAAGAAAGGACGAAGUCGAGGCUGACAGGAUCUUUUCCGCUCGAUUAGGUUGUCCGUGCCGGACACUUUUUUUUCUUGUUAUGACUACAAGGAACGCUAACGUUGGUUAUUUGUGCAGUAGCGCGUAGAGCCGACACAUGUAACACGAUUCAGUUUAUCGAGGAAUAUAUACCGGAAGGGAAAGGAUUACGAUUUUUAAACACCAAGUCUCCACGUCCAAAUAAGUUUCAUUCCCAUGUUCUUGUCAGUUUUCUAGCAAAAGGUAAAAAGAAACGCAAGAAAGAAAGAAAAAUGAAGAAAAAGUUCCUAACACUACCGAAAACAGACUGAAGAAUACUUCCCUUUAUUAUUCGUCCUUUUUCUCCGGUGACGUAAAACCUUUUCUGGCUUUCAUUCAGCACUCUUUGCAAUUUGCAAGAGGAAAAGAAACAACGACGUAUUUGAAUAUGGGCAUGACGCACUCAGUGCCGUUUAUGGCUUCUGUGGCACACAUGUGUGUAGCACAGAGGGAGUUUUUAAUUAAAUGACAUUCACUAAGGCUUCUCGAUGAACGCAUAGGAACUAUUGGUCUCAUUUAUGACAAAGCGCUAUAGCUAAAAGGUAAAUAAAAACAGGCAGUUUGAGUGUAAGCCCCCAUAUAUAUAGGUUGUAACUUUAAUGACGAGGAAUAAGUAUGACGGGAGCAGACAGGCUUUAAUCUCACUGCCACAGCGCCUACCACCGCGAUCUCUACGUAACAGUCUUCUUGUUUUAUAUUGAUAGUCUAAAUGCUCAGAUCACCACAUAAAUGUUAUCUGUAAUUGAAAUUUCGAGACGAAGGAAAUACGGAUGGCAAUAAAGCUAGUCGCUAGUGGUAAACCUUUUCGACACCGUAAAUACAACAGACGUCCUUCGCAGACACAAGGAGUUGAAAAUCACAUGGCUACUUUAUGCUUGUGUCAGUUAUGCUGCAGAAUGCGCAACAAGGAUCAGCACUUCUGUUAUAAGGCUAUCAACCGCGUGGAGACACGGCGCUACAGCUUUUCCUCCACUCAUCGAGAGGUGUACAAUUGCAUACUGUUUCAAGUGCGAGAAUGGUCGGGUAUACCCAACAGUUCUCGCACGUGAAACACAAACUUCCGGGUUUGUGUUCGCGUAAGAUAUAUCCGUAUAAGGGUAAAUCUUACGUAAAUUACAGUGACUUGCACUUCAAGGACCCAUGAAUGCGAGAGUAACAUUUGGCUUCGCAAAUAUGCUGUUCGCAAAGUGCGUGUGAGCCACUCACUAUGCCCAUAUACCUAUACAAAAAAACAUCGAAGGCAUUAAAGUAGAUGAGAGAAUAAUCAAAUUAUCUAAUGUUACUGCGAGAAACGUUCUAAAGUACAGGCUGCACUUGUUCAAAGUCGGAUAACUCUGUCAAUGGAUCCAUGCAUUACGUUCGGGAAAUUUGUGCACACUUCUGUUGAUGUUCGUUUUGAGCGUGGCCUCUUUUUCACGUAUAUGUCGCAUCUUCCGUUCACAGAAGAGCAUUUGUGUGUGAUGUCGUUGUUCUAUGGAAUAUUUUACAAGACAAAAAAAAAGAUCAUUUAAUAUUUAGAAGGCCUGAAAAGCAAGUGAUGGAGUAGAAAUGUCUCUGUGCCAUAUACUUACCGGAGCCUUAAACAGCAAGCUGCCAGUGCUGAUAAGCUCCAGCGAGUUGUCAUUUCAAGUGCGUGUGCGUGUGUCAUGAGGGCGGAUGCGAGAAGUUUUGAUACAGCGAAAACUGUUGCGCUUUACAAAUGCGUACGCUUCUUGUUAUUCAUGCAGUCUCAGGAGGCGUGAACUGUAUAGGUAUGCAGGUGCGAGUGCGUGCUGUGUUUGUGUUGUUUCAGUGAUCCCUACGAGCCGGAAAGGACGCUUUUAGUGGCACAACAUUAAAAAGACGUUUGACACUGUGUUUUUUGUUCAAGUGUCGUCUUCUGAGUUUACAUGUGUUGCAAGUUGAGAGAGAAAACUUUGGUUAUCGCCGAAAAAAAAAAAAAAAAAAGCCGUAGCAACGUAUGGUGUCGAUGUCGCAGCUAAUAUCUAAUACAAAGCUACGGCUUACGACUGAAGUAGGUAACUUUUUGUAUGAUGAUAAAUAAACGUGCGUUGUCUAAUCGUG
This is a messenger RNA of Dermacentor andersoni, 3059 nucleotides long. RefSeq lists its product as uncharacterized. Lineage: Eukaryota; Metazoa; Arthropoda; Arachnida; Ixodida; Ixodidae. The record is from RefSeq and is a predicted model, not a curated record.